Closterium sp. Naga37s-1 is the source of this 864-nucleotide messenger RNA. The record is from the annotation of a GenBank genome assembly. Lineage: Eukaryota; Viridiplantae; Streptophyta; Zygnematophyceae; Desmidiales; Closteriaceae.
AUGGCGGACAUCUGCGAUCUCGAUCAACAGGCCGAUGCUACUGCGGUGGUAGUAGGCACUGGAGCUUUACAGCCCCUGGAAGGCGCCAGAACAGAGUUGCUCAUUGAUAUCGUGGUUGAUUUCGCCACCAAUAGAGGUGCUCCACUCGUCACCACUGAUCUUGUCGCCCUUUCUUUAUGUGUUGUAGCUAAACGCGGUGCCAAGAAAGGGAAAAGAGGGAAACAACAGGCGACCGGGGCAACACGACAGCAUGAAGCUGUAGACGACGAGGAUCACUUGCAAGUGAAAGGGCAUGAGCGUGACGGCGAGCGGGGCGGCGAGCGUGACGGCAAUCGUGACAGCGAGCGUGACGGCGAUCGUGACGGAGAGCGUUACAGCAAGCGUGACGGCGAUCGUGACGGCGAGCGUUACAGCAAGCGUGACGGCGAUCGUGACGGCGAGCGUUACAGCAAGCGUGACGGCGAUCGUGACGGCGAGCGUUACAGCAAGCGUGACGGCGAUCGUGACGGCGAGCGUUACAGCAAGCGUGACGGCGAGCGUUGCGGCAGGGUUGGCGAGGGUGAGGGUGAUCAUGAGGGCGAGCUUGAAGUGAAGCGUGACGCAUCCCCUCCUACUGCAGCAGGUGCUCGACAGGAUGGUGCAGAGAAUGUUCCUGGGCAUGGGGGGGGUGGGAGGGAGAGCCGUGGCGGGGAGUUGGAGGAUCAGAGGGGGGUGUCAGGGAGGGUGAAGUCACGGCGCCGAAGGGCUGGAAAGAAAGCCCCUGUCAAGGAGGAAUCUUCCGAUGACGAUGAAAGCUCUGAGGAGGAGUCGGGGAGCUCCUCUGGGAGCGAGGAGAAGUACGACGAUGAGGAGGACGAAAGUUAG